Messenger RNA from Linderina pennispora, 540 nucleotides. RefSeq lists its product as uncharacterized. The transcript has a single exon. The coding region runs from base 114 to 353 and encodes 79 amino acids. The record is from RefSeq and is a predicted model, not a curated record. NCBI's taxonomy places the organism in Eukaryota, Fungi, Kickxellomycota, Kickxellomycetes, Kickxellales, Kickxellaceae.
CAGAGUCUGUCCAUCAGACACAAAACCUCUUUUUCCACCCACCCCCGCACAACAGCAAUAUUGGCUUCUUUUCUCCACAACACUUUCCAAGCUCCGCACUCGUUAUUGGAACCAUGCCCGUGUAUACCUGCCGUGAAUGCCAAGUCGUCUUCGAUAGCAAAGUCUGGUACGAAGGCCACUUGCUGCGCACACACGAUACCCCCAUCGAGAAUGCGCACCCCAAGCCUGAGGAUCUCUCUACAUCGCCUGCAUCGUCAACUGACUCUACGCUGAUGGAGCAGGCGCACAAGGCACCGCUGAACCGCUGGUCACCGAAGCGCCUUUUCAGACGCCUGUCCUUGGGAAGCGCAUAGCUCCUUUUGAAACCUGUUUCUUUCUUGUAUAAACCAACUAAACAAACCACUUUGGGCCCCUUACCAGGAAUACCCGAGAGCGUAUUGACUACCAUGCCAUCAUGGUGCAGAUGCUGGUUGGAGGAAGACCAUAUGCCGACAUGUCCCCGCAUGUACCGAGUGAGUUGUCUUCCACAUGACAUCCUUU